This is a messenger RNA of Lactuca sativa (garden lettuce), 860 nucleotides long. RefSeq names its product prefoldin 2 (gene PDF2). NCBI's taxonomy places the organism in Eukaryota, Viridiplantae, Streptophyta, Magnoliopsida, Asterales, Asteraceae. Gene Ontology annotation, biological process: protein folding. Gene Ontology annotation, cellular component: prefoldin complex. The record is from RefSeq and is a predicted model, not a curated record.
GUAAAUCGGUAAUCGGAAAACCAAUUAAACCCUAGCCUUUCUUUUCCAUUUUGUCCCUCGGGAUUUCAAAGGUUUGCUACGACAGUCGUCACCGUCGCUGUGCCCUCGUCUCCGUCGCUGUCACUCCAGUCAUAGGCCCAACCACGCACCGGCUCACAAGCCCAUAACUGAUUUGCACUGAUUGUCUCCCUCUCUCGACGUUUGGAGAAGCUAGGGUUUGGAUUGCACUUUCUGCUCAAGAACCGAAAAUCUGAGUAUCAUCAUGGCUGGCAAUGCUGAACCAAUUAAUGAGCAAGAAGUUGCUGCAAAAUAUGGAAACAUAAGAAGUGAAAUGAAUCAGAUUUACUCAAAAAUCACAGAACUAGAGAUGGAAGUAAGUGAGCACUCAUUGGUGAUCAAUGCCAUUCAGCCACUGGAUCCCACCAGACGUUGCUACAGAAUGAUUGGAGGUGUGCUUGUUGAGAGAACAAUCAAGGAAGUCUUGCCAGCUGUCCAACAAAACAAGGAAGGAAUUGAAGUGGUGAUUUCUAGACUUAAUGAAGCUUUGGAGAGGAAGAAGAAGGAGCUCACUGAUUUUGAAACUAAGUACAAGAUUAGGAUCAGGAAAAAUGAUGGGGAAUCCAUGGAUGAUAAUAGCAAGAAAGAAGGGUCUGCCCAGGGUGUUCUUGUGGGUCCUGCAAAUGCGUGAUGAAUUUGGUAUGCUUUUUUUGUUCGUGUUAUCGUGCGUUUUCAUAGACUGUUAUAAACAUGAUUUGAUCUUGAGAUUUGUAAGAGUAAGAUAAUUAGUAGUUAUGGUUUUUUGCUACUUGUUUUUUAAUUUGAAUGCAUUACCUCUGAAAUAGUAAAGAUUUUGUGGCCUA